CUACAUCGAAGCCUCAGCCAUUCGUUACAGGUAUCGCACAACGCAACCCAACAAUCGUUCCCUCCAUGCUUGCAAGCAACCCGCCGCUGGCUAUGGCACGAUAAAAUGCCACGACUCACAUCACUGCGCAGCGAUAUUCCCGGUCGCGCACUCCCUCAUUGACCGAAAGCUCUCUCGGCCGGGCUAGGCUGAGAUGUCCCGACCCGUCACCAGAACCUAGAUACACAAUGGGGCAAGACAGACAAGCCGCCGAAGCGGAGGAGCGCCCUCCUCUGCCACCCAGGCCCUCGACAUCAGCCUCGGUCGAUCCCAAAAAUCUCCAAGCCCAGGCUACCACCGCCGUUACACCGCUGGAGAUACAAACCUUGUCGUUCCCCGAUGGAUCGCGAGGCACCUUUUCGACACCCGGCGCCCGGGCGGUGUCCAAUCCUAUGGACAGUGGAUCGUCUACGCCAAGAAGAGACAAGGACAGCGCGAGUCCAGAUAAUGACGACGCAGCGAGCGUGACAAGCUUCGCGCCUACCAUGCGACCAGCGGCAGACAUUGCGAGUCUCCUGGCUGGUGGCUUGCCCAAGAGGAGUCCAGCUUGGAAUCUGCUACGCACCCAAUCGUCCAAUGUACAUCCCUUUGAGAAGAGUCAGAGCGGCACGCCAGACAAGUUCGACGACUUUGCGCGAGAAUUCGAAGCACUCCCCGAGGAUUCUGGCGAACAGUACGGCGACGAGGAGCGGCUCGCCAUUUGGAAAUCCAAGCUCAAACAUUACAUGAUCAUUUCGGCCGCCGGAAAGCCAAUCUGGAGUCGACAUGGAGAUCUUGCCCUAAUCAACUCCUCGAUAGGGGUCAUCCACACCAUUAUCUCGUUCUACGAGGGCGCCAAGAAUCCACUGCAGGGUUUCACAGCAGGCCAGACUCGGUUCUUCGUCUUGACGCAAGGGUCUCUCUAUUUCGUAGCAAUCAGCAAGUUAGGCGAGAGCGACUCUCAGCUUCGGUUCCAACUCGAAGCUCUCUACAUGCAGAUCCUGUCAACCCUGACCCUACCGACAUUGACUCACAUCUUCGCCAACCGCCCGUCAAGCGAUUUGCGCAAACCACUACAGGGGACAGAGUCCCUCUUGUCUUCCCUAGCGGAUAACUUUACUAAAGGUUCACCCACCGCUUUGCUGGGGUCGUUGGAGUGUCUCAAGCUUCGAAAGUCGCAGAGACAUACGAUCAACAACACGUUCCUGAAGCACAGGACUGACAAGCUCCUCUACGGACUCAUUGUAGCAGAUGGAAAGCUUGUCAGUGUCAUUCGCCCGCGACGACACUCGCUCCACCCGAGCGAUCUGCAGCUCAUCUUCAACAUGUUGUUUGAAGCGGAAGGUGUAAGAGGCGGAGGCGGUGAGAAUUGGAUCCCACUCUGCUUGCCUGCGUUCAAUAACCGAGGCUACCUAUACAUGUACGUCAGUUUUCUCGACGAGGAAGGCCCAGACGUGAAAGUACCAGGCCAGGAGCAAGCAUCCCCCACGGCACCGGGCGAAGUAGCCAUGGUUCUCAUCAGCGCGGAGAAGGAGAGCUUCUUUGAACUUCAGCAGAUGCGCAGAGAUGUCGCGCAACAGCUGGCCAAGAGCGGGAGCCUCGCAAUCAUCCGUGCGGCGGCACGAGCGGGUCGCCCACGAGUGGAGGGGAUAGCGCCAGGAAGCCAUAUCAGCCACUUUCUCUUCAAGUCGCGUGCCAAUGUCCAGUACUGCAUGGGCUCCCUGGACGCUCUCUUCGCAGACCUGGAUGAGCGGAGAAAGCUGAUGACCAUUUACCAUGAACUGCAUGCGUCUGUGCAUGCCAAGUUGGCGCACCUCAAGGUCCUGCACUCGACGCGACAAGAUGCCACAGCCUUGGCCUGGAUCACGCCCGUCUUUGAAUUCUACUGCGUGGCUGGACCCAACAUGUCUAGGGCAAUGAUGACGCAAGGUGCGAAUAAGAUCAUCCAGUGGGCAAAGAAGGAGGAGGAGCGUUUGUUCAUCAUCGGAGGGGGUGUUUUCUGAUCCUGCCGUAGCUGGCCAGGCGGUAGGACACCGAAUAAGGUAUACCAGGUACCAGCCGAGUCUCUUCCCUCGAUUGCCUGAGGUUUCAGCGACUGUCAUCGACCGCAGCUUCCGUGAAAUGUUGCCGGCCACAUCAAGCGCACUCCAUCAUGUGAGACGGCGAAAAAGAAGGAAGGCGGAAGGCGUUCCAUGGUGCCAAACACCUUCCCUCGCAGAUAGAGCCCACGGUAUGUCCUCGUCC
Molecule: messenger RNA, 2262 nt
Organism: Emericellopsis atlantica
Lineage: Eukaryota; Fungi; Ascomycota; Sordariomycetes; Hypocreales; Bionectriaceae
Product: trafficking protein Mon1-domain-containing protein
Exons: 1
Coding region: 228-2021 (597 amino acids)
Biological process (GO): protein targeting to vacuole; vesicle-mediated transport
Cellular component (GO): fungal-type vacuole membrane; Mon1-Ccz1 complex
Source: RefSeq, a predicted model, not a curated record